AUGCAGGAGUCUACGAGCCCACCAUCAUGGGCGCAGACGCUGCUGCAGCAAAUGGCACAGUCACAGGCCAUACAGAGCGAACAGAACGAGCGAAUCGACAUAGAACGCGCAGCGCAGGAAGAAUUAAUACGACGUUACGACCAAGAGCGCGUUGCCCAAGACGAACGAAUCCGUCGCCUAGAGACCAUAAUAGAGCAAUUAGCCCUACGGCCAACAACGACGACAGGGGAACCAACUCCGGCACGAACCACCGUUGGAUCGACCCCGGAACCCCCACGAUUAGAACCCGUAUACCGCCCGAAGGCACGACUGCCAGACCCGACCCCGUUUGGAGGAAACGCAGCCGACUGGCCAACGUGGCGUGUGACAAUAGAGAAUAAACUGCAUGUGGAUGGCGUAGCAAUUGGCUCGCCCCAAGAUCAGUUUAUGUACGUGUUCUCUAGGCUUGAGAAGCUCGCUUGGAAGAAUACCGGAACCUUUGUGAAACUGCGACGAAACGAUGGAGAUCCGCAGACGAUUCUGGAUUACCUUGAGGGUAUUUACGGAGACCCAAAUAUCAAAGCACGUGCUGCGAGACGUCUCCACCAGAUACGCCAGUCGGAUAGCAUGCCUUUUGCGAAAUUUCUACCUAGGUUAGAGAAGGAGUUUGCAGACGCAGGUGCCCUCGAAUGGCACGACGAAGCGAAGAGGCAGAUCCUAUUGGGAUCCCUGAAUAAAAGCAUGACGAAUUCGUUGAUGAAUCGUGGUAUUCCCGCUACGUUUUCGGACCUUAUUGCUCGGCUCCAUGAAAUCAGCACCGAUAUGGACGCCCUUAGCAUCAAUACCCCAGAAAGAUCGCACCGUGUAUACGCCCAGAAGCACCAGGACUCAAUGGAUUGGACUCCAACCACCACAGUCAACCAAGCCGAAUUCCGCACGAAACACCACCGAUCAGGGCCCGAGACGAGUAGGCAGGCGAAGUGGGUCGACCACGAAGAAGUAGAGAGGCGACGAGACGAAGGAAGAUGCCUUCGUUGCGGUAAGCUGGGCCACUUUAUCGCAAAGUGCCCCCUACCAGCCACACAACACCAAGGACCAAGAGAGAAGCAUCUCCGCAGGGUCCAAAGCAAGAAAGCCAGAUACACAAAUGAUCGUGGAUCAAAUGUGUCAUUUUCCGAGGACGAAGUCUCCUUAAGCGAGGAUUCGGGAAAAGAGUAA
Messenger RNA from Penicillium odoratum, 1197 nucleotides. RefSeq lists its product as uncharacterized. Gene Ontology annotation, molecular function: zinc ion binding; nucleic acid binding. Lineage: Eukaryota; Fungi; Ascomycota; Eurotiomycetes; Eurotiales; Aspergillaceae. The transcript has a single exon. Bases 1 to 1197 code for a protein of 398 amino acids. The record is from RefSeq and is a predicted model, not a curated record.